UCCCAUCCAGGGCCUCGCCUGGCCGAGUGCCCUCGGCCUCCGAAGUUUAUUCUGGGCCUCCAUGUGAGUGUGACCCAGUGCUGGAUUGGAUAGUUUGAAGACGCACUACAAUGCCCAGGAUUCAAUGCGCUGGUCCCAGUUUGCGCAUGCGGUCAGGAUCCCAAGUAUAGGUCGUCUUUCAGCGACGGUAUAUCUUCAGCUUUGGCCGACUGGGUUGAAUGGGCAGCCCUGACCGUAUCUGCUGAUGCUGCACAGAGUCCUCCAUAACACUCGACCCCUUCUCAGCACUCUCUCCUUCUCCUGGAACACCGUCCCAGCCCGGCCUCGGAUGGACACCAGCCGGCCGGUUGAGCGCACCAUAUGGGCCAAGCUGACCCAGGCCCUGGAUCCGAAGCACCUGGAGGUCCUGAAUGAGAGCCAUAUGCACGCAGUCCCUCCUGGGUCGGAGUCUCACUUCCGGGUGCUGGUGGUGAGCUCCCGCUUCGAGGGGCUCUCCCUGCUGCAGCGCCACAGGCUGGUGAAUGAGGCGUUACGAGCAGAGCUCAGCAGCUCUGUGCACGCCCUGGCCAUCCAGGCCAAGACACCAGAGCAGUGGCAGGAAAACCCCACCCUAGCCAAGAGCCCACCGUGCUUGGGGGGCUCAAAGCAUGACGACACUGUGGCUGAAAAACUAAAAGCAGCUCAGGACUGAGCCAGGAUCAGUCAGUGUGCACUGGUGCGGGCAACGAGAUAAGGGUGAGAUAUUAACAGUAUCGACACGAGCAUUUCAUCAUCUUACUGUUAAAAUGGAUGUUUGGAAUUUCUAUACAUGGGAGUCAACACUGCUGUGUAAUAAGCAGCUGAAAUGUGCAUCCACGUCAUUUAACAGCAAGGCCUUCUAUUAUACACAAUGCUGUGUAAAUAUUCGCUUUGCUUUAUUUAGACAAAAGAAUGUUGAUGACUUCAGAUGUGUCACUAAUUAGUAUUUGGGGAUUUACCCAAGUGGACAACAGACAAAUGGCUUGGCAGUGCAAACCAAUUUAUAUUUCAAAUCUGUCAACAAAGACUGUUCUAAAAAGUGUUAUGUUAUAUUGUUUUUUAUUGUUUACCAGUGUAUUUUUAGUGUUAGAAAUGUACAUUAAAAUCUGACUCCUGUACCUGUCAUAGAGUGAUUGGAGACAGGAUAGUUUUUCAUUUGGCUUUUGUGAAAGACCAAACAUAUUUUGGAAUGAAUUUAGAUUCAUUUUAAUUGUACGAAUUUGUACCUUAUAUCAAAUUGCAUAUCAAAUACAUAAUAAAAGGAAAAUGGAACUUUCCCCCCCCCUCAAAAACCGUU
Molecule: messenger RNA, 1315 nt
Organism: Brienomyrus brachyistius
Lineage: Eukaryota; Metazoa; Chordata; Actinopteri; Osteoglossiformes; Mormyridae
Gene: bola1
Product: bolA family member 1
Exons: 3
Coding region: 245-691 (148 amino acids)
Cellular component (GO): mitochondrion
Source: RefSeq, a predicted model, not a curated record